CCUGCUGAAUCGAGUAGGUAGGCAAGCCCGCACUGCAAUUUUACAAUAGGAGGAGUGGAGUAUCGCAAGAUGUCGACCGAGCUGGAUCACUGGAUAGAAAUUGCUAAGGAAUGCAAAUAUCUGCCUGAAAACGAUUUAAAGAAAUUAUGUGACAUUGUGUGCGAUCUCUUGUUGGAGGAGUCCAACAUUCAGCCUGUAUCAACUCCUGUCACAGUCUGUGGUGAUAUCCAUGGACAGUUCUACGAUUUGGAAGAGUUGUUUCGAAAAGGGGGACAAGUGCCAGACACAAACUACAUUUUCAUGGGAGACUUUGUAGACCGAGGCUACUUCAGUUUAGAAACAUUCACUCGACUACUCACCCUGAAAGCCAAGUGGCCUGACAGAAUUACUCUGCUUCGAGGAAACCACGAGUCUAGGCAAAUCACCCAGGUAUACGGCUUUUACGACGAGUGCCAAAAUAAAUAUGGCAAUGCGAAUGCUUGGAGAUACUGCUGUGGCGUCUUCGACCUUCUUACUGUGGCCGCUCUCAUUGAUGGUGAAGUGUUUUGUGUGCACGGAGGUCUUUCCCCUGACAUCCAGACCCUUGACCAAAUCAGAACAAUAAACAGGAACCAGGAAAUACCCCACAAAGGUGCCUUUUGCGACCUUGUCUGGUCAGAUCCCGAGGAAAUUGACAAAUGGAAAGUGAGCCCUAGAGGCGCUGGCUGGCUCUUUGGCUCCAUCGUGACCCACGAGUUCAUGGAUAUCAACAACCUUGACCUCAUCUGCAGAGCUCACCAACUGGUGCAUGAAGGGUACAAAUAUAUGUUUGAUGACAAGUUGGUCACCGUAUGGUCUGCGCCAAAUUACUGUUACCGUUGCGGAAAUGUAGCCUCAAUCCUGUCAUUCACCACUAGCAAGAACAGGGAGCCCAAGUUGUUUGAGGCAGUGCCCAGUUCAGAGAGAACUGUACCUGAUAGAACCACAACACCAUAUUUCUUAUGAUUCCUAAACCUUAAGUUAUCACUAAAUUACACAAUUGGAGGCAUGCAAUGCUAUGUGAUUUUCAUUGACACACCUCACUUGAGUUAUAAGGUCUCUUAGAAUAUUGUUCCCCAAAUAUCAAUUGUACGCUUGUAAUUAUAUUCCAUGCAUUGAGGUUUUAAGUUUCCAACAACUGCAAUAAACUUUUUUGUCCAGUUCAGAUACAAUUUA
Cloeon dipterum is the source of this 1194-nucleotide messenger RNA. RefSeq names its product Protein phosphatase V (gene PpV). The transcript has 6 exons. Lineage: Eukaryota; Metazoa; Arthropoda; Insecta; Ephemeroptera; Baetidae. The record is from RefSeq and is a predicted model, not a curated record. Gene Ontology annotation, cellular component: cytoplasm. Gene Ontology annotation, molecular function: protein serine/threonine phosphatase activity. The coding region runs from base 70 to 984 and encodes 304 amino acids. Gene Ontology annotation, biological process: G1/S transition of mitotic cell cycle.